AUGGUCGAGCACUGCAAGCGCCUCCGCGUGCAAUACCGCACCCAACACCGCCAAUCCUGGACCCUCCUCAAAAACCUCGGCAAGCUCAACGGCGGCUUGAAUGCAGGCAUCGCAAAAGUAUCCUGCAGCAACCCCUCCGCACGCGGCAUGGUCUUCAUCGAAAAGCGCUUUGGGGCUCAAGAAUUCAGGUAUAGAGUUGCUCAUCGCGAAAUUCAGCUGCUGCACCAAAUAAGCGAUCAUAUGAACAUCGUCACGAUGGUGGAUCAUUUCCUCGACGAAAGAGCGCUGCGGGCGGCCGUGUACCUCGAGUACUGUGAUCUGGGGAGUCUGGAUGCGGUAGUGUAUCAUGUCGCCAAGGGAAGACGUGUGCAUGAGCGCAAGGUUUGGAGCUGGUUUUUCCAGCUGUGCGGCGCGCUGACGUAUUGUCAUUGGGGACCGGAGCCAGGAAAGAGCGAUGAUGAGAUUUUUCAGUCGGGAUGGAGUAGGGUUUAUCAUCGGGAUAUCAAGCCGGGGAAUGUGCUGUUGACGAAAGAGGGGGGACAGAUAGUGGUGAAGCUGGCGGAUUUUGGAUGUGGAGUCUCUGAGGACCAUCUUGCGCAGGCGGGGAGCGAACAGCAGGCUAUAAGGCAGCAGGUGGGAACACCAGGUUUCGAUGCACCAGAGUAUCCGGUCUUUGGCGGGGCGUCGGAUGUUUGGCAGCUGGGCGUUACGAUGAUGUGUCUGUGUACCGGAACCAUGUCUCCGAAGAGCAGAAUGAAUCCUGGUGGUCAGUUAUGGGAUACAUGGAGACCGGCAGGAGACAACUACUCGAGCAGGCUCAAUUCGAAGAUCAAGCUGUGCCUAGAGACGCUUCCCUGGCAGCGAUCUACCUCCUAUCAAAUUUUGCAAGCAUUGGACCAAGCAAGUGUGACAGAAAUGUCAACGUUGUCCAAGGAUAAGCGUCCAUUGGCGCUUUACGAGCCAUACGACCGAGAGAGUUCUCCAGCGAGAAAUCAUAUACCAGCGCUUGAGUCUGGGCCCGAAUGGCCAGUAUUUCUGGCACAAGGCAGAAGGCACAAAUGGAAUCAGAUGAAUGCGCCGGCCCUCUCAUUCUUUUGA
Molecule: messenger RNA, 1098 nt
Organism: Bipolaris oryzae ATCC 44560
Lineage: Eukaryota; Fungi; Ascomycota; Dothideomycetes; Pleosporales; Pleosporaceae
Exons: 1
Coding region: 1-1098 (365 amino acids)
Biological process (GO): protein phosphorylation
Molecular function (GO): protein kinase activity; ATP binding
Source: RefSeq, a predicted model, not a curated record